Molecule: messenger RNA, 980 nt
Organism: Cyclopterus lumpus (lumpfish)
Lineage: Eukaryota; Metazoa; Chordata; Actinopteri; Perciformes; Cyclopteridae
Gene: banf1
Product: BAF nuclear assembly factor 1
Exons: 3
Coding region: 161-433 (90 amino acids)
Molecular function (GO): DNA binding
Source: RefSeq, a predicted model, not a curated record
CCGGUGACGUAAGGACGCAAGAAGCGGGCGCAUUGCAUUGUGGUCGCCGGUGCCUGACGGAAACAGAAACCAAACUACUCUCCAGCCAUCUACGUAUUCAGCCAGGACGGGGGCAUAAUUAAUAAGUAGUUGGCGAUCUUUGACCGCAUACACAGCAGCCAUGUCGUCGACAUCCCAAAAGCAUAAAGACUUUGUGGCCGAGCCCAUGGGUGAGAAGCCUGUGACGGCUCUUGCGGGCAUCGGAGAGGUCCUUGGCCAAAGACUGGAGGGGAAAGGUUUUGAUAAGGCGUACGUUGUCCUCGGGCAGUUUCUAGUGCUAAAGAAAGACGAAGAGCUUUUCCGCGAUUGGCUGAAGGACACUUGCAAGGCUAAUGUCAAACAACAAGGUGACUGCUUUGGCUGCCUUAAAGAAUGGUGUGACGCCUUCUUGUAAAGCAUUCAGCCAUCGUUUUCUACUUCUGAAGUCCAAACUGUACAUUACCUCUUCUGUGAUCUUAAUUCAAUUCAGCUGCGCACUAUAUACUGACACUCUUCACACGCCUGAGGUUCUUGAAGUCAAUUUAUUAUGAACUCCCCUCCCCCCUACAUAUUUUACACAUGCCCGUCUCAUGGUCUCUGCGUAGUAGGUCUAGACUAAUACUUGCCAACUCUUUCUUCAAAUUGACAUGGUUUUAAAGUUGGGUAGAGAAUCACAAAACGUGUUGUCUACUCGCAGCAUUUAAACUUCUUUUAGUAAAAGCAAGAGUGUAGCAAUAAUGAUGGCUCUGGUCCAUUUAUGUCCCCCAAUAAGUCAUACCACUGAGCCGGCAUACGCAUUAGCAGGACUAGGACACUAACUGGAAAGCAGGCUACAGAGGUGCUUUGGCCUGAAACGGUCCAGUUUUUGGGAAAAGGAAAAUGCAUCUCACGUGCGGAAUAUUACAUUUGUCGGAGAUCAUUGAAAUACUGCAUGUACUUUCUAUUAAAGGUUGAAUUUGAAA